Chara braunii is the source of this 685-nucleotide messenger RNA. The record is from the annotation of a GenBank genome assembly. NCBI's taxonomy places the organism in Eukaryota, Viridiplantae, Streptophyta, Charophyceae, Charales, Characeae.
CCGGAAGGAGGAGCAACCAAUCAAUCAGUCAAUCAAUCAAUCAAUCAAUCAAUCAAUCAAUCAAUCAAUCAAUCAACAAAUCAACAAAUCAACCAAUCAAUCAAUCAAUCAAUAAAGCGAAGAUGGCCAAAACGGAGUUGAGCGGGUGUAGAGGAGAUGGCCACGUGGACCGCAGAUGGGCCGAGGUGGGCGGAGGUGGGCGGAGAUGGGCAGGUGGAGCGAAGGUCGGCGGAGGUGGGGGAAGGUUGCCAGAGGUGGGCGGAGGCAGGCGGAGGGGAUCAGGAUCGGGAUCGGGAUCAGGAAGCGGAAGUGGAGGUAGCGAAGUUGCCACGUGGCGAACUUGCCACAGGCCGAAGCAGAGGGGGAGGUGGCGAACUUGCCACACGCGGAAGCGGAAGCGGCGAGAAGUGGAGCCCGAAGCAGAGAGCAGCGGAGCCUGAAGCCGAAGCGGGGAGAAGCGGGGAGAAGCGACGACAACCGGGGAGAAGCGGGGAGAAGCGGAAGUGGGGAGAAGCAGAAGAGGGAGGCGGAGGUGGGGAUCUUGCCACAUGGCGAUCUUGCCACGUUGUCGGGCGACCGAAAGCCAAUUGCUCGCCCUAAUACCAGGAGAUUGACCCGUAGAAAAGUUGUCUGAGAGGAAAUCGGUCGGGAGUCUUGUCCGACCGGCUGGGAGAAAUUAGGGGUA